AACAAACCCAAAACUUAAAGAACCGGGAAACUCAUGGCCCUCCAAUCCCAAAAUCCCUAAAUUUCAAAAUCGGUCAAAAUUUAUCGCUCUUGAUUUUGAUUACCAAAAAUUAAACCCAAAACCCCUCUUCAUUUUCAAUUUCAAGAUUUCGUGGCGCCCUCAAUUUUUUUGAAAACACAACAAUGGCGGCAUUAUUCGCUUAUAAUCUCAUUUCCAUCUCCUAUUUGCUGCAACCCCUUCUUCUCCACACGCCACUCUCAUCACAACUGCAUCAACCUCUUUCUCUCUCUCUAGCUGGGGCUAGCUUUCUUCGACUCUGACAUUGCUUGCAACUAACAAUGGCGGAACAAGAAAACUGCGUUAGAGUCACCCGCUUGGCGGCGAGGAAGAGAGCUGCGGAGGAGACGCUGCAGCGGAGCACGAACAAGAGAGUGGUAUUGGGUGAGAUUCAGAACGUUCUAGGUUUGGAUGGAAAGUCGAAUGGGGUUGAUAAGAAGAAAACGAAGCCCAAGACCAAGAGGAAUGUCAGGAAAGGGGAAAAGGCUUUUGACUCCAAUGUGGAAGAAAAAUCUGAUGACCCGCAGAUGUGUGCAACCUAUGCUUCCGAUAUAUAUCAAUAUCUUCACAAAAUGGAGAAGGAGCCGAGUAGAAGGCCGUCUUUAGAUUACAUCGAGAAAGUUCAGAGAGAUGUGAGUGCAAACAUGAGAGGGAUUUUGGUGGAUUGGUUAGUGGAGGUUGCGGAGGAGUACAGACUUCAAUCGGAUACGUUGUAUCUAACAGUGUCAUAUAUUGACAGAUUCUUAUCUGCGAAUGUUAUUACCAGGCAAAGGCUUCAGCUUCUUGGAGUUUCUUCAAUGCUCAUUGCCUGCAAAUAUGAGGAGAUCAAUCCUGCACACGUGGAAGACUUCUGUUACAUCACUGAUAACACGUAUACUAGAGAAGAGGUGAUGAAGAUGGAGUCCGAUGUGCUCACAUCUCUCAAGUUUGAAAUGGGAAGUCCUACUACAAAGACAUUUCUCCGUCGAUUCACUAGGAUUGCUCAAGGAGAUGAUGAGAGCUACAACUUGGAGUUGGAGUUCCUAGGUUGCUACCUAGCUGAGUUGAGUUUGCUCGAUUACGAAUGUUUGAAGUUUUUGCCUUCAUUGGUGGCUGCCUCGGUCAUAUUACUCUCAAGAUUCACUCUCCAUCCUAAGCUACAUCCCUGGAACUCAGCUCUGCAGCAAUAUUCAAAAUACAAAGCAUCCGAUUUAAAAGAAUGUGUAGGCAUCCUUCUUGACUUGCAGUCGAAGAGGAGAGGAAGCACACUAGUUGCUAUCCGGGAGAAAUACAAGCAACACAAGUUCAAAUGUGUGUCAACUCUGUCUCCGCCUUUGGAAGUACCAGAAUCCUUGUUCGAAGAUGAAGUUUAGGGUUUGAGUUGUACGUACAUAUAACUGCUGUUUAGAUUGAUAGCAGUUUUUAGUUGCAUUGUCGAUGAAAUGUGGAUUUUCAUUCAAGCUUACAAUAAUUACCAUCUUAGAAUGAUUGACAUUUGUAACAUUACUGAAAGUUUUCCUUGAUGGCAAUAAGAUUCUUUACAUGCUCUUUCA
This is a messenger RNA of Salvia miltiorrhiza (redroot sage), 1589 nucleotides long. RefSeq names its product putative cyclin-A3-1. Bases 339 to 1409 code for a protein of 356 amino acids. Gene Ontology annotation, biological process: regulation of cyclin-dependent protein serine/threonine kinase activity; mitotic cell cycle phase transition. The transcript is spliced from 7 exons. Gene Ontology annotation, molecular function: cyclin-dependent protein serine/threonine kinase regulator activity. The record is from RefSeq and is a predicted model, not a curated record. Gene Ontology annotation, cellular component: nucleus; cyclin-dependent protein kinase holoenzyme complex; cytoplasm. NCBI's taxonomy places the organism in Eukaryota, Viridiplantae, Streptophyta, Magnoliopsida, Lamiales, Lamiaceae.